GCAGCCAUGGCGAGGACUGCGGCGGCGGUGCUGGUGGCGGCGGCGGUGCUGGCGGCGGCGCUGGGGGCGGCGGUGGCGCGCCCCGCCAGGUACGACCAGAGGCAGGACGGCGACUGGAACCUGCACGCGCACCUCGAGAACAUCGUCAUCGUGUACAUCAGCAAGGGCUCGGGUCUGGGCGCGAGCCUGCUGGACCUGGCGGCCAAGGCCAAGGCCAAGGCCGCCGACAAGCCCGGCCAAGUCCUCGUGGAGCUCAAGUCCGCCGAGCAGCAGUCCGAACCAGAGAGCUUCGAGGAAAAGUCCUCGGAAGAGAAAGAUUCCAGUGAAAAAUCUUCGGAAGAGAAUAUGCCGAUCAUUAAAUAUUCCGAAGAGGAGAAUUCAGAUGAAAAAUCUUCGGAGAAUAUGCCAAUCAUUAAAUAUUCUGAAGAGAAGAAUUCGAAUGAAAAAUCUUCGGAGAGUAAUCCAAUCAUUAAAAUAUAUUCUGAAAUGAAGAAUUCAAACGAAAAAUCUUCGGAGAAUAUGCCAAUCGCUAAAUCUUCUGAAGAGAAGAAUUCAAAAGAAAAAUCUUCAGAAGAGAUCUCCAAAGAAAAAUCUUCAACUGAAAAUAAUUCCAGUGGAAAAACUCCCGAAGAGAAGACGCCAAGCGGCAAAUCUCCAGAAGAGAACAGUCCCAGCAAAAAGUCUCCCGAAGAGAAGACACCUAGCGGCAAAUCUCCAGAAGAGAACAAUCCCAGCAAAAAGUCUCCCGAAGAGAAGACACCUAGCGGCAAAUCUCCAGACGAGAACAAUCCCAGCAAAAAGUCUCCCGAAGAGAAGACACCUAGCGGCAAUUCUCCAGAAGAGAACAGUCCCAGCAAAAAGUCUCCCGAAGAGAAGACACCUAGCGGCAAUUCUCCAGAAGAGAACAGUCCCAGCAAAAAGUCUCCCGAAGAGAAGACACCUAGCGGCAAAUCUCCAGAAGAGAACAAUCCCAGCAAAAAGUCUCCCGAAGAGAAGACACCUAGCGGCAAAUCUCCAGACGAGAACAAUCCCAGCAAAAAGUCUCCCGAAGAGAAGACACCUAGCGGCAAAUCUCCAGAAGAGAACAGUCCCAGCAACAAGUCUCCCGAAGAGAAGACACCUAGCGGCAAAUCUCCAGAAGAGAACAGUCCCAGCAACAAGUCUCCCGAAGAGAAGACACCUAGCGGCAAAUCUCCAGAAGAGAACAGUCCCAGCAACAAGUCUCCCGAAGAGAAGGAUCCUCAGGCGAAGUCUCCCAGCGAAGUCCCAGAGGCCGAAGAAGACGCCGAGAAGAAGCAGAAAGGCGCGAGGGUUCUCGCCCUGACUGGCGACAAGGCAGCUGGGAAGCAGAAGCACAUCUUCGCAGACGACAUCGAACCAUGCGUGCAGGAGUCGGACGAUGGACCGUGCUGGCCUGUGAACAUGGCAGCUCGAGAGAGGAUGGAGCGGCGGAGACAGCGCAUGAUAGACGUCUUGUCGGCGGGCAUGUCGCCGGCCUAUCAGCCGCCGGAACCUGGUCGGCGGACUGCAUCUGUCCAGCGGCCAGCACCUGUCCGGCAGACUGCACCUGUCUGGCGGACUGCAUCUGUCCAGCGUACUGCACCUGUCCAGCAGACUGCAUCUGUCCGGCAGACUGCAUCUGUCCAGCAGACUGCACCGCGUGAGCUGGUGCACCACAAGCAUUAGCCAAGCUGGCUGGUUGCUCGGCCGGCCUGAACAUCACCUCAGUUCACCGACUCGAACUCUAGAGAAAGACGGAUUUUAGAUUGAAACAGUUGAGUAAAAACAUAUACUCGUUCGUAAGUUUAAGAAUAAAAGCUUACAUUCAACUUUAUUCAUGUUAGAGCAAAUUUAUAUUAACGCGAAUAAAUAUUCUCAUCGAAAUAUUAAAACAAAAAAAAACACGGUGAGUUUAUGAAUAAUCUACAUAAAUUAUGCAUGACAUCAAUAUACGAAUUUGUAUAAUUUGUCCAAUGACGAUUUAUACACAUUAUUUUUAGUAAAACGUUUAUUUAAAAUAUGUGUGUAUAUAAACUUAAAGUUACAUAAAAUAAAUUUUUAUUGUU
Bacillus rossius redtenbacheri is the source of this 2066-nucleotide messenger RNA. RefSeq names its product neurofilament medium polypeptide-like. Gene Ontology annotation, biological process: negative regulation of protein sumoylation. The record is from RefSeq and is a predicted model, not a curated record. The coding region runs from base 7 to 1686 and encodes 559 amino acids. NCBI's taxonomy places the organism in Eukaryota, Metazoa, Arthropoda, Insecta, Phasmatodea, Bacillidae. Gene Ontology annotation, molecular function: calcium ion binding. The transcript has 2 exons.